CCCUUAGGGUUGGACCGACAACAACACCUCCAUCUCGACUCUCCAUCCUGCAACAACCUCCUGUUCUUGGAGUCAGCCACCUCUCCAAUGGCCGAAGAUCAAGAGGGAGAGUCCCUCUUCCGCCCAACGCACAAGCGUCGCAAAGUUCUCAGAAAGCGACUCGAUUCCGACGAUGAAGACACUGUCCCCACUCCCCUACCCACACAUGCCAUCGUCGAGACCCUUGAAACCGAUUCAAACGAACCUGCGCAUCGCGGAGCGACGAUCGUGCAAGCACGGAAGAAAGGAGCAGUGGGCCGAGGCAUCACCUUCUCCGCCGCGGAUGCGCAACGAAGAGCAGCACAGGAACCUGAGGAGCAGGCGUUGGCAUUGGCGAGUGAACACCAGGAGGCAGAUGCUCCACAGAUUGAGCGAUUUGUGAAGCCAACAGGUAAAGCGGAGGUGAAGGAGGACAAGCAUAUGAUGGCAUACGUAGAUUCCAAGCUGGCUGAUCUUCGUCAGCCUGCGCGCACGGAGUCGCCAGAUGGUGAAAGCCGGAAGGAGACCAGAGCGCAUGGAGAUGCAUACGACACAAGCACUGGACCGAGGAACGGCGAUGCUCAAACCUUGCUCAAUUCAGCACCCCAUCCGCCGGGCAACCUGCCGACGUUCCAGCCACGGCACCCGCGCAGGACAAUGUCAUCCCCAAAGCCUAAGAAGCGAAGAAAGUACCCACCAGCCCGGACGGAAACCGAUGUCGCGCGCGACUCGAUGAUUGAGCAAAUCAUGGGCCCGACACAUGUCCCGCAUUACCAGGCCGCCGCAGAACAGGUGCGACGAACGGAGGAGCAGGAAGGCGUGGAUCGCGAUGCUGCUGCGGAGGAUGCAUUCAAGGCACAGCUCCUCGCAGAUCUAGAUAGUCACCGCCGACGGCCUCACGCCCCGAAGAAUCCAGCGGCUGCUGCCAGUGGGCCGAAGUUGGGAGGCAGUCGGGCUCAGCGGGAGAAAAUGAGGGCGCUGGAGGAGGCGAAAGCGGGUACGAGCAAGAAGUAGGGUCUGCAUAUGCCUGCUAUUGAACAGAGCGAAAAUGCAAAAGUGUUCGAAGCAAGGA
Messenger RNA from Neohortaea acidophila, 1090 nucleotides. RefSeq lists its product as uncharacterized. The record is from RefSeq and is a predicted model, not a curated record. The transcript is spliced from 2 exons. The coding region runs from base 88 to 1032 and encodes 314 amino acids. NCBI's taxonomy places the organism in Eukaryota, Fungi, Ascomycota, Dothideomycetes, Mycosphaerellales, Teratosphaeriaceae.